Helianthus annuus (common sunflower) is the source of this 1980-nucleotide messenger RNA. RefSeq lists its product as uncharacterized. Bases 1 to 1980 code for a protein of 659 amino acids. NCBI's taxonomy places the organism in Eukaryota, Viridiplantae, Streptophyta, Magnoliopsida, Asterales, Asteraceae. Gene Ontology annotation, molecular function: zinc ion binding; nucleic acid binding. The record is from RefSeq and is a predicted model, not a curated record. The transcript is spliced from 2 exons.
AUGGCGAAAACCGACGAUGCUAGGGAUGAAAUAAGGUCAUUUCGGAAACUACUGAGUGAACCGUUGCAUGAAGCAUUCACUCGAUUUAAGGAAUUGAUGCGGAGAUGCCCACAUCACCAAAUAGAAAAGUGGGAAUUGGUGAAGUGUUUUGUACGUGUGUUGGAUGACACAACAUGGAAUCGUCUCGAAUCGACGAGCAAUGGGACUCUUUUGAGCAACCAUGAAAACGAUGAUUGGGAGUUUUUGGAGCGGAUGAGUAAACGGUCAAAAGAGAAAGAAUCGGCCGAUAGAGCUAAAAAACAUCCCAUUUCCCGGUCACUUCCCGAGCUCGACUCUAAAGAUCGAAUUUCUACUUUAGAGCGGGAAAUGGCUCGAAUGAAGAAGAAGGAAGUGAACGCGGUACAAUUUGAGGUGUGUGAAGAGUGUGGUGAUAUUGGACAUAGAGCGGAGCAAUGUCCAACGGGGUCGAGUGACUACACCGAGGAAGUCAACCAAGUGAAUUACAACCAAGGUGGUAACCAAGGAUAUCAAAACCGUGAAGGCAACUAUCAGCGGGGUUACAACCAAGGUGGUAAUGGGGGUGGUGCAUCUAACUCCCAAGGGGAUAAUUCGAUUGAUUCAAAACUAGAUGUUAUCAUGAACACUAUGAGCACUCUCACCAACUCGCAUCAAGAACUUAAAACUGAAAUGCGGAAUUCAAACCAAGAAAUUAAAAUUGAAAUGCGGAAAGAGUUUGAGGUGAGGGAUAAAUCCCACAAGGCGCUGGAGAAGCAAGUGGGGCAACUUGCACAAGAGAUGGCUCAGAUUCAUGGAAGCGGAGGAGGACUUCCAAGUGACACGACAGUGAACCCGAAGCAUCAAGGUUCUAGCACAAGCAACGUGAGGAAUGCACGCGUUAGCACGGUAAGUAUUCUUUCAAAUGAUGAAGUUUGUAGUGUUGAAAGCAUUCCACCACCACAAUUCGUUGAUGGUGUAGUGGAAGAUAUAAGUGAUGAGCCAGAAAAUGAAUAUAAACAAGAAACGAUUUCACAAAGUACAAUUGAAAAUGUAACUAAAAAUGCUUUUUGUGAAAAUUGUUUAAAUCAACUUAACCCGCUUAAUACGUCGAAAAGUGAAGAACGGUGCCCACUUAAGGACGAGGGGUGGGAAAAUUUUAAACAAGCUAAAAUUAAUUUGCCGUUACUUGAUGACAUUAAAAAGGUUCCGGCUCAUGUGGAAUGCUUGAAAGAGUUGAGCAUUGAAAAAUGGCAUAAUAAAUUACCCGAACCAAUUGAUUUGGUAUCACAUGUUAGUGCCGUUUUAUCAAGUGCACUUCCCCAAAAAGUUCAAGAUCCGGGAGACCCUCUUAUCCCAAUUCAAAUUGGAACAUUUAAAAUUGAGAGGGCGCUCCUAGAUCUUGGAGCUUGUCUCAUGCCCUGGAGUUUGUAUGACCAAUAUGAUUUUGGUCCAUUGAAAAAGUUUGAUACUCCCGUAGUAUUGGCCGAUCAGACUCCCACGCAUCCACGGGGGAUGGUGGAGGAUGUGAUUGUUAAGGUGGAUGAUUGCUACUACCCAGUUAACUUUUUGGUAGUAGACUAUGUUGGGUGUGUUGAGGACACCCAACCGAUAGUCAUACUGGGUAGACCGUUCCUUGCAACAGCUAAUGCCAUAAUAAAUUGUGCAACGGGAACGGUAAGUAUGAAGUUUGGGGACCGGGAAUUAAAUUUAAAUGUUUUUCCAAAUUUCACUAACCCGCUCAGUGAGGAUAAGUGUCCUAAAAAGGACAUGAAUCCAAACAAAAAGGUAUAUGCUAUGGUUGGUAGGUUUGGAAAAACAAAGAAGAAGACGGUCAAGAAAAAGAAGGCAAAGAAGUCACUUCUAGAAAAGAAGAAGGAAGAGGAGGUGAGGAAGUUUGGACCGUUUGGCAACAAAUGGUAUAAAUCACCGGUGGGUGAUUUCGAGGAGUUCGUAGGCGGCAAGCACGCCAUUCGACCACCAUGA